AUGGCCGAGUCCGACCAAGAUGCCGAGACCCGCGAGAGGAAGCGGGACAAGAUCAACGACUUUCUCCAAAAGAACCUCAACAAAGGCGAGCUCGCCCUCAAGCAUGCCAUCGGGCUCGGCCACCAGCCCAACGCCGUCCCCGUGACGGAGCCGCUGCUCGACGGCCCGCCGCGCCCCGUCGAGGUCGGGUGGCACCCCGUCGGCGGCCUCGCGGGCAAGUGGUUCGCCGAGGAGACGGGCCUCGGCAAGAUGAUCACCGACAAGAUCAACAGGUACCCGGACCCGACGCAGCACUGGGCCGUCCUCGUCGGCGAGUUUGCCCACCAGCUGUGGAUGGACGAGAGCUUCCACGUCAUAUACACCAACGAACGGAUCAAGCGCGAGGAGUGGCGGACGUUUAGCGUCGGCGAGACGCGCUUCAACGACGACGCCGUCCGGCGGGCCGGCGAGUCGGUCAUCGAGUCCAUCAGGGACGAGAGGCCGGCGUACAACCUCAUCACCAACAACUGCCAGACCUACGCGCUGCAGCUGCUCGACGCCAUCAAGGCCGGCGGCGACACGCAGUUCGGCACCACGCUCGCCGUCUACGAGAGGAUCAAGGGCCCCGGCAAGGUGAUGGACCUGUUCAACAAGCCCGCCGAGGGCGCCGAGGCGCUGCCGCCCAGCCAGGACACGGUCUCGCUGGCCCAGCAGGUCAUGGACGAGAACACGACCCAGCUGGACCCGCAGGAGCAGAGGGACAAGCCGGAUGAGGAGGAGAGCGAGAGGGAAGGGGAUGGGGAGAAGAAGAAGAAGCGCGGUCUCUUCUCGCGCAUGCUGCGGCGUUGA
Messenger RNA from Purpureocillium lilacinum, 828 nucleotides. RefSeq lists its product as uncharacterized. The record is from RefSeq and is a predicted model, not a curated record. Lineage: Eukaryota; Fungi; Ascomycota; Sordariomycetes; Hypocreales; Ophiocordycipitaceae.